Messenger RNA from Raphanus sativus (radish), 809 nucleotides. RefSeq lists its product as uncharacterized. Lineage: Eukaryota; Viridiplantae; Streptophyta; Magnoliopsida; Brassicales; Brassicaceae. Bases 21 to 341 code for a protein of 106 amino acids. The transcript is spliced from 2 exons. The record is from RefSeq and is a predicted model, not a curated record.
AUGCAGCAGCAAUACUGAACAUGAAGACAGGGAAACUUGCGUGUGGCAGCAGAAACCUCCUCGGUGCGUUCCACCUGUUUCACGUGUCUUGUGUCGUACACUGGUUUCUCUUCUGUGAGAGUGAAAUACUUGGGAGCAAGAUGGUGUGUGGAAAGGGGAAAAAGAGAUGCACAAAGCAGAGUGGUGCGAACAUGAAUGGGUUGGUUAGCAAUGUUAGCUGGCAAAUAUUUUCAGUGUUCUGUCCAGAAUGUCAAGGCACUGGGAUAAACAUUGAAGGAGAUGAGAUUGAGAGACACGUUUCCGCUUUCUCAGGCAUGGAGGUUCGGGGUGAAAGUGAGUGAAGGUAGAAAAGCAUGGAUGAAAAAUCCGGAGAAGUUAGAGAAUUGCUCAACAGGAUUUCAUUUUCCACAGCAGGAUAAAGAAUCGGUUAAAGGUCAGGUAAUGUUACUGUUAUUACACAACAUAUCCAUUUUGGUAAUUACAUUGGUUGUAAAUUGAAAGAUAAAAUGUGGGAAUACAUGAGGAAAGAGUGCAGAGCUUGAAACUGGUUCGUUUCUACCGAGUGGAGUUGUAAAGUAGGAAAGAAGCAAGCAAAGAUACACUCUAAAAUUUAUGUGUUUUGUGUAAAUAAGGAUUUGUCCGGCACUUUGUAAAUCCGCUAUUACAUUUGGUGUUGUUAUUAUUAUCUGAUUACUUUUACGGCUCAUUUUACUCUACAGUAAUAUUUAAAAAUUCUUAAAAUUAGAAAUUCUAAAACCUGUUACCGAUGUAGGCUGAUAGGCAAAUUCAAUUACAACUUUUAAAGCUAC